Messenger RNA from Dendrobium catenatum, 762 nucleotides. Its product is annotated as dehydration-responsive element-binding protein 2E-like. Gene Ontology annotation, cellular component: nucleus. Bases 1 to 762 code for a protein of 253 amino acids. NCBI's taxonomy places the organism in Eukaryota, Viridiplantae, Streptophyta, Magnoliopsida, Asparagales, Orchidaceae. Gene Ontology annotation, biological process: positive regulation of DNA-templated transcription; response to stress. Gene Ontology annotation, molecular function: DNA-binding transcription factor activity; transcription cis-regulatory region binding. The transcript has a single exon. The record is from RefSeq and is a predicted model, not a curated record.
AUGGACAACCUCAUCAAGCGCCCUCCUCCCCGUCCAUGGAAGAAAGGCCCGUCGCGCGGCAAAGGCGGCCCUCUCAACUCCUCCUGCGAAUACCGCGGCGUUCGCCAACGCACUUGGGGGAAAUGGGUCGCCGAAAUCCGCGAACCCAAGAAACGCACUCGCGUUUGGCUCGGCUCCUUCUCCACCGCCGAAGAAGCCGCCCUCGCCUACGACGACGCCGCUCGCCGUCUCUACGGCCCCGAAGCUUAUCUCAAUCUCCCCCAUCUCCGUUCUCUCCCCUGUUCUUCCUCUUCUGUUUCAACUUCCAAGCCUUUUUCCCGCCACCGCUUUCUCCGCUGGGUUCCAGUAACGGGCGGCGGCGCCGGCCGCCCGUUGCUUAAUCUCAGUGCCCAGCACAGCGUUCAUUCGAUACAUCAGAGGUUGGAGGAGAUUAAGAAGAGCAGCAGUAGUAGCACUGGCUCUGUUUCUAAGGUAGUUCAGUAUGAGGAGAGGCCGCAGAUUGAUUUGAAGGAGUUUUUAGAGCAGAUGGGAGUGAUUAAGCAGGAUGAUAAGGUGGUGGAAGGAAGAAGGGAGGAGGAGGAGGAGAAGGCGGAAGAGAGUAAUGGUGGGGAGCUGAUGAAUUGGGAUGAGUUGGAGGAGAUAAGAGCGUUUGAGGAACACGCGGCGGCGGUGGUCGGAGGUGGCGGUGGCGUUCAGUUGCCUGUUUAUCUCGACGUUGAUGAGGAGCUUAGUGGUCUGCCAAUUCCCAUAUGGGAUCUUUGA